GAGGACGAGAAGGAGGAGGAGGAAGAAGAAGAGGAGGAAGGAGGAGCAGUUUCUUCCCCGAUGGACAAUUUCCUGAGGCUCUUUCUUCCCCAGCUGCGCUUAAUUGUCUGUCACCUUUGGCUCACGCGAUGGAGUGACGACGCGCUCGAGGCAAGCCACACUUUUUAUUUUUUGUUAUUUUGGUUACACCGGGGAUGCCCGACACACUCCCACCCAAAGUACUCUUCUUUAGAUUGAUUUUGUUUUUCUUUUAAAACUGCGACCUUUCGAUCCCUCCGCGACGUGAGCUCAUCCUGCGCAGCUUCUGUGAUCUCCGACAGUCAUGAUCCAGAGGAACGAGGUGGUUCUGUCCGUCCUGAGGGAGCUCCAGGAGGCCACCGAGAGCUCGGGGCUGGACGCGCUGGUCCUGAAAGCCCUGGAGGUGGACCGGCUCCUGGCUCCCAUCCCGCUGCCGCGCCUGCCCUGCCGGAGCUUCCCCGAGUGGGCCGGCGUGGACGACGUGGCCCGGGGCCUGUACCCGCGGGACGCCCCCGCCGACCUGGUGCCGCUGCGCUGCGAAGGAAAGGGCAACCUGCUGUUCGACGCCGCCAGCAUGCUGCUGGUGGGCAACAGUGGGCUGAGCUUGGAGUUGCAGGUGAGGACGGUCGUGGAAAUGGUCCUGUGGAAGCGGUACUACCUGUCCGGGAUGAUCGACUCCAAGAUGAUGCUCCAGGCGGUCCGCUUCAGCCUCUCGGCCGAGGAGUGCGAGGCCACGCUGAACCUGUCGGCGAGCGUCCUGGAGGCCAUCUUCGACGCCGACGUCAAAGCCUCGUGCUUCCCGGACUCGUACGCCAACAUGUGGCACGUGUACGCGCUGGCGUCUGUGCUUCAGCUCAACAUCUACUCCGUCUACCCCAUGUUCAACCACAAGAUCCGGUCCUAUUUCAACCGAGUCAUCCGGCCCAGGACUUGCCCCAAAGAGCACGAGCCUCAAACCUUUCACAUCAUGUGGUCCGGCGAGCUGCAAUCGGAGACUUUGUUCCGACCCGAUCACUUCGUGGCGCUGGUCCACGUGAGCGACUUUGCGUCGAAGAGCGAGGAGCCCGUGAAACAAGACUCCAAGUUCUCCUAUCCAAGUCUGAAGGACAAGUACAACAUCACAAAGAGGACCUUCUACCGCUGGAAGAGGCAGUCUCAGGAGCACUGCAAGAAGUCCACAGCCCGCUACGAGGCCAAGUACUUCCUGCAGGCGUGCUACCUGGAAGGGAAGCUCAUUCCGCUGCACCAGUUCAAAGAGUUCUUCCCAGAAAUCUCCCGGUCCUCCUACUACAACUGGAAGCAGGAGCUCCUCAAGUCGGGCGGAACCUUCUCCACGUCGUCGUCCACGGGCGAGAUCAGCCCCGGCGAGAGCACGGAGCAGGAAGCCUGGUCCUCCCCUGAACUCAGACAGGACGAGUCGGACCAGCAAGACAGCGUGGCCGGCAUGUUCGGCCUCAGCUUGGGGCCUCUGGAUCUGGAGCGGGCCCAGAGCGUGGCCCACAUGCAGCAAGCCAAACGGUGUUUGCAGAACUGCAUCGCUACCAACGCCUCGUUCCCCUUCAGGCUUUUCAAGCGCAACUUCCCCGGCAUCUCCAGGUCUACGUACUACAACUGGAGGAGGGAGGCCCUGCUGUUCAACGGAGGCUACAAAGCCAGCAGCUCCGACAGCUCGGACGCCGACAAGAGCCAAAGUCCCAAAAGCAUCUCUCCGGUGUUGCACAACAUCGGGGAAACGGCUUCACGGACCAAGAUCUGGAGGCGGAAGCACAGAAGUUUCCAGCUGGCGUACAUGAGUAAGAAACAGCUCAGAGAUGUCGCCAAGCUGCUGGUCCGGAAGUCCAAAUUGUCCUUGAGCAAGUUCAAGUUCAGGUUCCCAACUUUGUCCCUCUGCUUCUUCUGGCUGUGGCGUAACGGUAACAAAAAGAGGAUGGCGUCGGAGGUCAACGCGUGGGACAUCGAGGAAAGGCCGACAGCCUUAGUCAAUUUCCGAGGUAGCCGCAAGGCGGCAGAGGUCCCCCCGCACGUCGGCGGAUCCGGCGCGCCCCACCCCGCCCGCGGCCCGGCGGGCUCCUCGCCGGACAAGCAGAGGGUGGUCGUGGACGUCGUGGCUCUAGCCAACUUCAAAGCCAAGGCCAAGCUGUUUCUGCAGCGGCGCUUCGAGGAGAAGUCCUUCCCCACGUUCAAGGAGUUCCGCUCCUACUUCCCCUUCACCCCGCGCUCCACCUACUACAUGUGGAAGCGGGCUCUGCACCACGGGGUGUCGCUGGUGCACGGCUGAAGCCCGCCACGUUCCCCGCGGUCGGAACAUUUGCACGGGCGUGCCGGAGACCCGCGGGCAAAAGGCAGUUCAAAGCCCGGACUCCCUGCUAGGCACCGUACCGGGCACCCUUUACUUUUAUCGUUGCAUAUCAUUUGGAUUGUUUGUAUGAGCCAGGGUUUUUCCUUCUUUUUUUUAAUUUUUUUUUUUUUUUUAUUUUUUUAGAUACUAUUGGGGCUUGUACCAAAGACCAACACACUGUGAAUGUACCAUUUUUACCGAAACGCACCUUUGUGGUUAUUCCAAAGACGCCUGAAUGUUUCAAGACUACCUAUUUUUUUUCUCUACAUCCAGUGUUACAUAUUUGUCCUCACCUUGUAUAAAAAUAAAAAAAAAAAGUGCCUCAGAACUUGUUUGUAUUUAUUUCCAGUCAGAGGUCGAAGGCAAACUCCGCUGUAAGCUGGGAAAAUAUGUGCCAACAUCAACAAUUUGGCUUCAGUUUAGAGUGGAAUUUGUUUUAUUUAUUUUUUUUUAAAUCCUGCAAAACUGGACCCGAAGGCCACCAU
Syngnathoides biaculeatus (alligator pipefish) is the source of this 2841-nucleotide messenger RNA. RefSeq names its product vertebrae development associated (gene vrtn). Gene Ontology annotation, biological process: regulation of transcription by RNA polymerase II. Bases 323 to 2296 code for a protein of 657 amino acids. Gene Ontology annotation, cellular component: chromatin. Lineage: Eukaryota; Metazoa; Chordata; Actinopteri; Syngnathiformes; Syngnathidae. The record is from RefSeq and is a predicted model, not a curated record. The transcript has 3 exons.